AUCUGGAACAACACAACAUGUGGUUAAUGUGUAAUACCAGAGCAUACUUGCACUUUGUUUCACCAAAUAAGAGAUGGAGCUUUCAGACGCAUUCCUGCCCAAGCUGAAUGGUUAUGCUCCCAAACCCGACCAGAAUCAAAAAGAUGGCGAUACACAAAAUGAAGAUUAGAUUUAUUUUUAUUGUAACCUACAUGAGCUUCCUUGCUCCUGUCCACAAAGCAUCGCUUCUAAAUGCCACAAUCUCUGAUCUCUCCUUCAAAAAUAUGGAUUGUGCCAUGACCCUCUACAGAACGAUAUCAGGCUACCACGACAAGAACAUUUUUUUCUCCCCUCUGAGCAUCUCAAACGGCUUUGCUGCUCUCUCAAUGGCCUCGAAUGGUGUCACACAUCAGGAAAUACUGAAGGGACUCAACCUGGAGCAGCUGGAUCAGGCUGAUCAGCCAGAACUCAUCCCGAAACUCUUCCAGCUCCUCAAUGAGAAUAUCACACAGAACGGCUCACUGAAACUGGACCAGAGCAUGGCCCUGUUUAUGCGGCCAAAGUUUGAGGUAGAAAAGAUAUUCGAACACCAGAUCAAGACAUUUUUUGACGCUGAUAUCAAAAGUUUAGACUUUGCCAACACAGAAGAGAGCAUUAGAAUCAUCAAUGAGUAUAUCCAGAACAAGACUGAGGGCAAGGUGGUUGAUAUGAUUUCCAGUCUGGAUUCAGCAACCCAGCUCAUGCUAAUAAGUACAAUUUUCUUCCAAGGGACCUGGCAGAAGCCUUUCAACCCAAACUACACUGACAACGCUCCCUUCUACAUUGACAACUACAAAGUUGUGCAAGUGCCGAUGAUGUUUAUGGAGGAUAAGUUCUACAUGAUGGAAGACAUGUCUCUUGGUGUAAAAGGGCUGAAGCUACCAUACCAGGAAGGUGUUUCAAUGCUUGUCCUGCUCCCCAACAGAGGCACGGACUACACUGUGAUCGAUGAAGAGAUUACUGCUGAGAGGUUCCUCAGCUGGAUCAAAAAUCUGCGCAAAAUCAAAUUGGAAGUGAUCAUGCCAAAAUUUAAGAUGGAAGAGUCGUAUUCUCUGCAUAACCUUCUCCCACACAUGGGCAUGGCCACGAUCUUCAGUAAUUCAGCCAAUUUGACGAAGCUGAGCAAGAACAAAGGACUCAAAGUGUCUGAGGUGCUGCACAAGGCAGUGAUUGAGGUGGAUGAGAAGGGGACCACUGCAGCAGCUGCCACCACAAUCAGCAUUACUCCAUAUUCCUUACCCAGGACCUUCACCGUCAACAGACCCUUUUCCUUCUUCAUAUACCACGAAAAAACAAACUGUCUGCUGUUCAUGGGCAGAGUGAUUGACCCCACCAAAAACUAACAGUACACUGUGCAGUUUGAGUUUUGAAGUGCUUGCACAUUUUCUUUAUUCAGGCUAUAAAAACUGUUUUGAUGCAUUUUAAAUGUUAAAUUUAGCUUUGAAAUGCUUCUAAUUGUCUGUUUAGUAAGCCUGAAUAUAUUACCUAGAUCUAUAUGAAUAAAGAAUUUAAAUAAAAA
Labrus bergylta (ballan wrasse) is the source of this 1537-nucleotide messenger RNA. It is a transcript of the gene serpina10b, whose product is annotated as serpin peptidase inhibitor, clade A (alpha-1 antiproteinase, antitrypsin), member 10b. NCBI's taxonomy places the organism in Eukaryota, Metazoa, Chordata, Actinopteri, Labriformes, Labridae. Gene Ontology annotation, biological process: blood coagulation. The record is from RefSeq and is a predicted model, not a curated record. Gene Ontology annotation, molecular function: serine-type endopeptidase inhibitor activity.